Molecule: messenger RNA, 2386 nt
Organism: Sphaerulina musiva SO2202
Lineage: Eukaryota; Fungi; Ascomycota; Dothideomycetes; Mycosphaerellales; Mycosphaerellaceae
Product: FAD_binding_8-domain-containing protein
Exons: 2
Coding region: 1-2190 (729 amino acids)
Biological process (GO): defense response; superoxide anion generation
Cellular component (GO): NADPH oxidase complex; plasma membrane
Molecular function (GO): calcium ion binding; superoxide-generating NAD(P)H oxidase activity
Source: RefSeq, a predicted model, not a curated record
AUGGAGCAGUUGAAGCCCAUCAUCUCGAAAAACUACAAAUCAUUGACAGAUGAAGAAAUUGAGGACUUCUUCAAGGACUUGGAUCGCAACAACGAUGGGUACGUCAAUUUCGAAGAGCUCGACAAGAAACUGCAUGAAGUACAUGAAGAGAUCGCACCACAGCUGCAAAAACAUCACAUUCUGCACCCGGCGCGACGCGAUGCUGAGAAGAGCAUCGGCGACAAUGGAGAUGGGCUGCAUGCGUUUUUAUGCCAGCUCAUGCCAGAGUGCGGCGCGAAGUUGAGCAAAGAAGACUUUAUACGGCACGUCCAGACCUGGAACAUUCCGAGCCAGAAGCAGAGCGACUCGAAAGAGGCCGAUAGAGAGGCGCAGGAAGAGGAAAAGAAGCUUCCCUAUCGAAGACGACUUCGCGCUUACUUGGCUGUUCAUGGGCCGAACAUCAUCUUCAUCGCCUUUGUCGUGGCGUGGAUGGUCGCAUUUGGACUCUGGCAGAUGAUCAUCUACAUUCAGAACCAGCCCGCACGACGAGCUCUGGGAUGGGGCGUGAUACUGGCGAAAGCCAGCGCUGGUGUGAUCUAUCCGACCUUCGUCUUAAUGCUUCUAUCGAUGAGCAGGCACCUGUCCACAUUCCUGCGGCGUAGCUGGCUGAUCAGCAGAGUCAUCAACUGGGACCUCAGCCAAAAGUUCCACAUCAUCAUGUCCAUUGCCGGUCUAUUCUUUGCCACGCUCCAUGCCAUCGGUCAUCUCACCGGUUCUUUUCUGUACGGCUCUCGACCCGCACAACAGGAUGAUCUGGCAGCAUACCUGGGGCCUGAGGCCACACCCAAGCGAUACGUAGACUUUGUACGUACACUUCCGGGAUGGAGCGGGCUCGUGUCCCUGGGCUUAUUCUGGCUGAUCAGUCUGAUGAGUAUGCCUGUGGUGCGAAAAUGGAACUAUGAAGUAUUUCAGCUUGCACAUCUGCUCAUGUUUCCCUUGAUUGGCCUUCUCUGUGCCCACGGAACUGCUGCUCUCCUGCAGGCACCCAUGCUCGGCUACUUUCUGGCCUUCCCGGCGCUGCUGGUCAUAUUUGAGCGUGCCCGAAGAUUCAUUCGGGGUUUCUUGAGCAUGCCGGCGACACUCAAAGUACUCGACGACGAUGCAGUCUCUGUGACUAUCAGGACAAAGGAUGGGACCAACUGGUCGUACAACGCUGGCCAAUAUCUCCUGCUGCAAGUCCCUCAAAUCAGCGUCUUUCAAUGGCAUCCAUUCACAAUCUCUGCAUGCCGCGGCAACGAAAUGCAGGUUCACAUCAAAGUAGAAGGCGAUUGGACCGAAGGGCUACGAGAACUGGGCUUGAAGCAGGAGGACAUCAAGGUGGGUAUUGACGGGCCUUUUGGUGCCCCAGCUCAGCGAUUCUACGACUACGACUACUCGAUCAUCGUCGGUGGCGGUAUCGGCAUCACUCCCUUCUCUGCCAUCCUGACGGAUCUCGAGGAGAAUUACAAGGACAGUAGAGAUCCAUGGCAAUCGCGACGUAGCUCGCGCUCUGCAUCGAGAGGGCUCUCGUCAAGGCGUGCCUCUCGUCACUACUCGCGCUCUCGCCGCUCGUCACAAGCUUCCACACCCGUCAUUGAAGGCGAAAACGGCCUUGAGGCCAAGACGAACACCGAGAAGGCUCCCACAGACGACCCGACUGCUUUCGAGAGUACUCAGUCGGGUACUACACGACCUCGCUGCAACAAUCCCGAACGUCGCGUCGACUUCCACUGGACCGUCCGCGAAAAGAACAAUCUCCUCUGGUUCUCCGACCUGCUCAAUCGAGCAAUUGUAGGCGCCGGCCCCCUGCGAGAGCAAAGCAAACUCGACCUCAACAUCCACACCCACAUCACCGCUAAGCGGAAAAACAUUUCCACCCACGUCUUUCGAUACAUUCUCGAUGGCUACCGCACCAAAGCCGCGCCCUACUCGGCUUUGACGGGCUUGAAGCAGAGAAGUCACUUUGGACGACCGGAUUUUGAAAAGAUUCUCAAUGAACAUUUUCAAAAUCUCGUCGAAGAUGGUCUCACGGAGAAGAAAGUUGGUGUUUUUUACUGUGGCGCUCCCGUCGUGGGCGAAAUCCUCUCGGAUCAAUGCCAUCAGCUCACGGCACAGGCACGCGAUAUGGGACUCAAGAUUCGCUAUGAUUUCUUGAUGGAGGUGUUUGGCUAAGAAAUUCGAGUCUUUUUUGUUUUCUUCUUUUUUUUCUUCACUAAAGUUUUUGCGAAGCGAGGAGUUAAAGUUCAGCGGGAGGAGUAGUGGGGGAAAUGGACAUUUGAUACCAAAAAACAUUCUAUUUGAAACUUUUUUGUCUUAUUUUAUUUCUUAAUACUGUAGGAAGAAAAUAGGGUUAGAUUGUAGGGUUAGG